AUAAACGUAUAAGAAGUAUGUAAACAUAUUUCAAGCUAACAUUACCAAAAAAUACACAAAUUAUCAUAAAAAUGUUGCGAAACAGCAAAGCGUUUGUUAAUUGUUGGUUUUAUCCAACCACUAUGUUAAAAAGGAAUAUAAGAUCCAUUAUUUCCUUACGAAAAUUUAGUUCAUCGCAAAAUGCAAACAUAAAAGGAAGCUACGAUGUUAUAAUUGCUGGCGGUGGCAUGGUUGGAUGUACUUUAGCAUGUGCAAUGGGUAAGAAGGCUUUACUUUCAAACUUGAAAGUAUUAUUACUUGAGGGUAGUCCUAGUCAAAAAUUUGAACUGAAACAAGAGUACAGUAAUAGAGUGGUAGCAUUGAAUCAAAAUACAAAAUCUUUAAUGAAGUCACUGCAAGUUUGGGAGCAUGUAGAAAAAAUGCGACUUCAACCAGUCCGAUACAUGCAGGUUUGGGAUGCAUGUUCAGAUGCAUUAAUAUCAUUCAGCAGUUCUGACGUACUUGAUGAUGAUGUGGCCUACAUAGUUGAAAAUGAUGUUUUGCUGAACGCAAUUGACAAGGAAUUGAAGAGCUCAGCUGUUAAGAAUGUGGAAAUUGUAUAUGGAGCAAAAAUUGCUGGUUAUGAAUUACCACAAAGUGAAAAUUCAGAAAGUAUUGUUAAAAUGAGUAAUGGAGAUAUCUACAAGUGCCAGUUAUUGAUAGGUGCGGACGGUGCAAAUUCAGCGGUUCGCAAAGCGAUGGGCGUGCAGUACCUGUCGUGGAACUAUGACCAGAUGGGGAUCGUGGCUACCUUACAUUUGGCCGAGGAAACAGAAAACACAACAGCUUGGCAACGAUUUCUACCGACAGGACCUGUGGCGUUCCUACCGCUUGACUCGAAGCGCAGCUCGUUGGUGUGGUCCACGACGCAUGCGCAUGCCAAAGAGCUCGUCAAACUGCCCGACGAACAGUUCGUUGAUGCUCUCAACGACGCUAUGUGGAAGCAGUACCCGCGUCGCAGUACUGUGGACGCGUGCACAAUGUGGGUGGGCGGGAUGCUGCGACGUGCUGGCUUGCCCGACGGUGCGGAGCGGCAGCUCCCGCCCUCAGUGCGUGCUAUUGUACCCGCCUCCCGCGCCGCAUUCCCCUUCGCAUUCGGGCAUAGCACCAAGUACAUCGCGCCUGGUGUUGUACUAGUAGGUGACGCGGCGCAUCGCGUUCACCCUCUGGCAGGUCAGGGUGUCAACCUUGGCUUCGGCGACGUCAAAGACCUGACAGAUUUGUUAGCAGACGCCUUGUACACCGGCUUAGAUAUUUCGCACCACAGCUGGUUACAAAGCUACGAGAGUGUCCGGCAGCGUCACAACGUGCCUACACAGAUGGCUAUAGACGCGCUCUACAGACUGUACAGCUUGGACGUCGCACCUCUCGUGCUGGUCAGAAGUCUCGGACUGCAGCUCACCAACGCAUUUCAUCCCAUCAAAAAACUGAUUAUGUCUCACGCGACGACGUAGCAAAUGAAAUCCAAAAAGUUUUUAACUAAAAUUAGAUUUGCUAUAUGGUUCCUGAGAUAGAUUUUUAACCAAAAUAGUAAUAAUGUUAUGAUAUAAAUUGAUUUCUAUUUAUUAAAAAAAAUACAAAACCAA
Papilio xuthus (Asian swallowtail) is the source of this 1625-nucleotide messenger RNA. It is a transcript of the gene Coq6, whose product is annotated as ubiquinone biosynthesis protein COQ6, mitochondrial. Bases 72 to 1493 code for a protein of 473 amino acids. The record is from RefSeq and is a predicted model, not a curated record. The transcript is spliced from 9 exons. NCBI's taxonomy places the organism in Eukaryota, Metazoa, Arthropoda, Insecta, Lepidoptera, Papilionidae. Gene Ontology annotation, molecular function: 4-hydroxy-3-all-trans-polyprenylbenzoate oxygenase activity; FAD binding. Gene Ontology annotation, cellular component: mitochondrion. Gene Ontology annotation, biological process: ubiquinone biosynthetic process.